AACCACCCAUCAUCCCCUUCUCCUUCUCUCACAGGGCUGUUAUGUGUUGGCUACCUGCACUCUAAGUCUGUGCGGAUAAUCCCCCCCUUUUUCUUUUUCUUUUCCUUUCUCUCUUCUCUCCGACUCUCUCCCCUUAUCCCAUUUCUCCAUCCCAACAUCUCGCUCAUCCAACCCAGCAAAGGAACUAUCUAACCGCUCGAAGCACGAUAUCCGGAAAGGCUCAACGAGAGACCUCGAUAUACUCUCUGUUCUCGACGGCACUUCUAAUCAGUCUUACUCUGACCUCAGCUUUGUUCGCGCGUUAAUAUUCUAUUCCUUUCUUCUUCUUCUUCUUCUUCUUCUUCUUCUUUCUUUCCCGUUUACGGAGACAUAACUGGCGCUAUUUAAAACAACUGUCCCCGUUGACUUGCUUCCGCUCACUUCCUCGGUAAACGCGCCUCUAUCGGACGACAGAUCGGACGAUAUAUAAUCCUUCCCACCCAUUACAAACGCCAUGUCCCGAAACUUGCUAGACCAGGACUUUGGGUCCGAGGAGGAGGACGAUGAUUUUAACCCUGCGCCUGCGGACGAUUCCGACAACGAGAAUGCGGUUAAUCACAGGUCUGCGAAUCGGAAUCGCGUAGAGGAUGACGACGACGACGACGACGACGAAGACGAUGUCAGAGUUGGGGGAGGCAGGUCUCAGCAACGCAGGGAUUAUAGCGAUGAUGAGGCGCAGGACAAACGUGGUGGAGAUGAUGCGGAGGAUGACUUCGACGACGAUGACGGAAGAAGGGAUGAUGACAACGAGGGAGAGGAGGAGGACGACGACGAUGAAGACGAGGAAGAAGACAAUGAUGAUGAGGAUGCCGUUUCGGGUCGACCAUCAAAGCGCAGAAAGAGACCCGGCGUUCAGAAUUUCUUCGAAGAAGAGGCUGGUGUGGAUGAGGACGAAGAUGAGGCCGAAGACGAGGAGGACGAGCUGGCGGAGUUUGGUGGGGAGAUGCACCCUGAUGAUAUGGAUGCGCUUCCGGCUGGAGCUGAAACGGACGACCGUCGUCACAGACAACUUGAUCGCCAGCGUGAGCUAGAGGCCAGCAUGGAUGCUGAGAAGCAAGCGCAGAUGCUCAAAGAGCGUUAUGGACGAAACCGCGCCGCUGCCUCCGAUGCAGUUGUUGUCCCAAAACGCCUUUUACUCCCUAGUGUGGACGACCCGAGUAUCUGGGGUGUCCGGUGCAAGGCUGGCAAGGAGCGCGAAGUGGUUUUUGCUAUUCAGAAGCGCAUCGAAGAGCGACCUCCUGGUUCGCGCAAUCCCCUCAAAAUCAUCUCUGCGUUUGAACGUGGCGGUGCCAUGAGUGGCUACAUCUACGUCGAGGCGCGCAGGCAGGCCGAUGUCAUGGAUGCCUUGCAGGACAUGAUGAAUGUUUACCCUAGGACAAAGAUGAUUCUCGUCCCUGUCAGAGAGAUGCCAGACUUGCUACGAGUACAGAAAUCGGAAGAGCUCAACCCCGGUGGCUGGGUUCGUAUCAAACGUGGCAAGUACCAGAGCGAUCUGGCUCAGAUCGAGGAGGUAGAGACGAACGGUCUUGCAGUAACAGUCCGCCUAGUUCCUCGUCUGGAUUACGGCAUGAAUGAGGAUAGCGGUGCUCCUGUUGUUGAUCCAAAGAGGAAGCGACCUGGCGCAAAUCCCGCCGUUGCUCGUCCUCCACAGCGUUUGUUCAGCGAAGCGGAAGCGAAGAAGAAGCACGGCAAAUACCUUUCUGCUACCUCCGGCCUGGGUGGAAAGUCCUGGAGCUAUCUUGGUGAAACCUAUUUCGAGGGCUUCUUGAUCAAGGAUAUGAAGGUGCAGCAUCUCAUCACCAAGAAUGUCCAUCCUCGACUUGAAGAAGUCACUAUGUUCGCUCGAGGGGCUGAAGACGGCACUUCGAACCUCGAUCUCGCUUCGCUCGCUGAAACGCUCAAGAACUCGACUGCAGAAGAUUCAUAUCUUCCCGGCGAUCCUGUCGAGGUGUUCAAGGGCGAACAGCAAGGCCUUGUUGGACGCACGAGUUCCACCCGCGGAGAUAUUGUAACUAUCCAGGUAACGCAAGGCGAGCUGGCUGGCCAACUGAUCGAAGCUCCCGUCAAAACCCUCCGAAAGCGCUUUAGGGAGGGUGACCAUGUCAAGGUUAUUGGUGGUAGCCGAUAUCAAGAUGAGCUGGGUAUGGUUGUACAAGUAAAGGACGAUACAGUCACUCUUCUCAGUGAUAUGAGCAUGCAGGAAAUCACCGUCUUCAGCAAGGAUCUUCGUCUGUCUGCUGAGACCGGUGUUGAUGGAAAACUUGGCAUGUUUGACGUUCACGAUCUGGUACAGUUAGACGCCGCGACUGUUGCUUGCAUCGUCAAGGUUGAUCGUGAAUCCUUGCGAGUGCUGGACCAAAAUGGUUCUAUCCGUACUAUUCUUCCUACCCAAGUCACCAACAAAAUCACACCGCGUCGUGACGCUGUGGCGACUGACCGGAACGGCGCUGAGAUUCGACAUGGAGAUACCGUUAAAGAAGUUUAUGGCGAGCAGAGGAAUGGCGUGAUACUCCACAUUUACCGCUCAUUCUUGUUCCUGCACAACAAAUCCCAGGCCGAAAACGCAGGUAUCACGGUUGUACGCACCACGAAUGUGGUCACCGUAUCUGCCAAAGGUGGUCGAUCUACGGGCCCCGAUCUCUCCAAGAUGAAUCCAGCCAUGAUGAGAAAUGGUGCUCCAGGCAGCAUGAUGGCGCCUCCUCCCGCGAGGAACAUGGGACGGGAUCGAUUGGUCGGAAAGACUGUUUUGAUCAAGAAGGGGCCUUAUAAGGGCCUUGUGGGUAUCGUCAAGGAUACCACAGAUACACAAGCGCGGGUAGAACUUCACACCAAAAACAAGAUUUUAUCGAUACCCAAAGAGCUUCUUGUGGUGAAAGAUCCUCUCACUGGUCAGACAAUCGAUAUAUCUCGCGGCAAAGGAGGACCCCGCGUUCCACACGGUAACUCAGCAGCUCCGCCAUCCGGCUGGCAAGCUAGCCGCACCCCGAUGGCUGCCGGAGAUUCCUCAAGGACACCAGCGUGGGGUGGAGCAAUGUCUUCGAGAACUCCUGCUUGGGGCGGCGGCGGUGGUGGUCUCGGCUCUCGCACCCCAGCCUGGAAGGCUGACGGAUCACGAACCUCAAACCCCUACGACGGCAGUCGAACUGCAUACGGCGGUACCGGCUCCCGCACCCCAGCCUGGAACGCAGGUGCCCGAACUCCCUACGGCGGCAGCUCCGGGUCCGGGUCCAGCGACUUUGACGCCUUCGCAGCCGGCUCUAGGACUCCUGCCUGGGGAAGUGCCAACACCGGCAAUCGCACUCCCGCUUGGUCAAUGGGCGGGAGCAGCGGUGGGGCCUCAUCGAGCAACGGCACUAAAGAAUCGCGCGGUUACGAUGCACCCACACCUGGAGCAGCUUACUCGGCACCUACCCCAGGCGCAUAUGGCGGCGCACCAACACCAGGUGCAUCCGCCCCUACUCCUGGGGCCUGGGCAGAGAGUGCCCCGACACCGGGGGCUUUCAAUGCACCCACGCCCGGCGGCCCAUCAAGACGAGCGUACGAUGCCCCCACACCAGCUGCUGAUUUCGAUAGUCGUCCAUACGAUGCGCCGACACCCGCGAUGGGCGGCGCGGCCGCGACACCUGCAGCAUUCGGCGACGGAGAUGAUGGCGGACCUCGGUAUGAAGAAGGAACACCUAGUCCCUGAAAUGUCCAUUUUCAUUUUCUAUCUCAAUUCUACAAAAAAAAACUCGGGCGUAUUUUUAUCUUAUUUUUUUUUCCCCCUUGCUUAUUAUUCCACCUUAUGUUUUUUUAACCUUUUUUCUUUUCUUUGAGAUCCUCUUUACCUACCUAUCUAUCUAUUUAUCAUACAGGGGCGUACUUGAUUAGCUACCUACCAUUGAUUACUUACCUACCUACCUACCUACCUACCUACCUAGUACAGUGUAUUCUCUUUGCAUGUAGGCCACGUCCAGAUUACUCCAUCACAAUCACAAUUAGUUCAACAAUCAAGUACUGGAUCUUCU
Aspergillus ochraceoroseus IBT 24754 is the source of this 4046-nucleotide messenger RNA. It is a transcript of the gene spt5, whose product is annotated as transcription elongation factor spt5. The record is from RefSeq and is a predicted model, not a curated record. Gene Ontology annotation, cellular component: DSIF complex. Bases 494 to 3727 code for a protein of 1077 amino acids. Gene Ontology annotation, biological process: transcription elongation-coupled chromatin remodeling; regulation of DNA-templated transcription elongation; transcription elongation by RNA polymerase II. The transcript has 5 exons. Lineage: Eukaryota; Fungi; Ascomycota; Eurotiomycetes; Eurotiales; Aspergillaceae. Gene Ontology annotation, molecular function: mRNA binding; protein binding.